Messenger RNA from Bipolaris maydis ATCC 48331, 1038 nucleotides. The record is from RefSeq and is a predicted model, not a curated record. Lineage: Eukaryota; Fungi; Ascomycota; Dothideomycetes; Pleosporales; Pleosporaceae.
AUGUCUUCAGCUGCCGACUCGCUAUUCAAGCCCCCACCAAUCGUCGAAUGCCUUUCUGGACCUCAUUGUCUCGGCAUUGGGAGAAAGAUCCAAGUUUCACAUCGGGUGUGUCCAGACUGUCUCCAACGACACGAUCCGCAACAGCUCCGCGUGUGGGCCAACAACAACUCUAUUGCUAUUCUAGCCAUCAACGAAGAAACUGCGCGUAAGCAGGUGUUAAAGAGAAACAUCGAAGCGCGUGGUCGUUACCUGUGCGCCUUUGAAGAUCCCGAUUACCAGCAUUGUCGGUGGCGGCUGCUUGACUUGAGCCUCCGCGGCACCCGUCUCGAUUGCCCUUCUAUUCAUCGCCGUACGAUUUUGCUUGUCAUGCGAGCUCCGCCUCCAAGGACACACUGCCUACUCGGCGCUGCUUGUGACUCCUGUCCAGAAGGACAAGAGCAAGGUCCAGAGAUAUGUUCCUGGUGUAAGAAUAUGAGCUUUGAGGAGCUAUACAAGCGGUCAGCAACGUUGCCGGAUACGGAAUCAAUAAACCUUGUCAUCGACACAUACAAACGCCAACUCGAACUGGAAACCGCCGAGCGCAUCAGAAAGGGCUGGUCAUUCCUGUGUGCCUGUAAAGAUCCAGAGUACCGCUCUCAGUCAUGGCGCCGCAAUUUCAAUCCAAAGGAUUCGCGUCUGUGCGGUACGGUGCUCCAUCGCGGACAGCUAUGCGUGCGGUGCUACCGCAAAGCACGGGAGCAAAACUGCACGUGGCUUGAAGAAUUCGACGGCGACCGUCUAGGCUUUCCCUGCGCAUUCGACGACACGAGGUUGCGGCGGCGCAUCGAUGCCAGCUGGAAGAUUGGCCCGCUAGAUAGACACGGGCAGCCUGAUCCAAGUUGGGAGCGAGACCCCAGAAGAGAUGGUCGGUGUGAGAGAACUAGAUUGCGCAACCAACUUUGCCAGAAAUGCUUCAACCGCAUGUGCGAGAUUCGAGGGUUUGGCCGGUUUUUCGACUCGGAGUGGGGGACGUUGCAUCGGAGGUAUGGAGCGCGGUAG